Culex quinquefasciatus (southern house mosquito) is the source of this 420-nucleotide messenger RNA. RefSeq lists its product as uncharacterized. The record is from RefSeq and is a predicted model, not a curated record. The transcript has 2 exons. Lineage: Eukaryota; Metazoa; Arthropoda; Insecta; Diptera; Culicidae. Gene Ontology annotation, molecular function: DNA binding. The annotation marks the transcript as partial.
CGAUUCUGUUCCACUUUUCCGAAAAAAAGGUGGAAGGCUUUGCGGGACACCUACCGGCGAGAGUUGCAGAAAAUUCCGGUUUCACGAUCUGGAGAUGCCGCUAACGAGUCUGAGAAAACCUCACAACAUGGGCCCAUUUCGCCAACGAAUGUGCGCCCCCUCCCGAGAAAAAAAAUGAAAACGACGAAAAACAACCAUGCUGAACGACUUCUAGAUAUCGAGAACAAGACCCACAAGGAACGGGACGAAGAUGAAACGAUCCUCGAAAGCCUUCUACCGCAUUUGAGAAAACUGACCCCCGACCAAAAGUUGCGCUGCCGAAUGGAGUUGCAGAAUGUUGUUCUUGAUCAUGCGUACCCACGGGGCCAUAAUGAUGACCUGAAUAUGUACGAUUGCAAGAUUGAAGCCGAAUCAGAUUAA